Molecule: messenger RNA, 714 nt
Organism: Aegilops tauschii subsp. strangulata
Lineage: Eukaryota; Viridiplantae; Streptophyta; Magnoliopsida; Poales; Poaceae
Source: RefSeq, a predicted model, not a curated record
GCGAAUCCCAUUCCUUCUCCUCUCGUCUCCAGCUCCUCCUCCUUCCUCGCGCGCGCUCCUCUGCUCUGUUCUCCUCUCCUUGUGCGCUAGUGUUCACCAAGAUCAGGCAAACGGCCACGCGCGAGCUCGCCAUGGAGCGUACCGGCGGCAAGGGCGACGACGACUCGCGGCUGAUGCGCGACCUCUGCACGCUGCUCGUCACCAUCAUCGCCCCCGUCGCGGCGGCGUCCUCGACGAACUCGCCCCGGAGGCCCGUGGCGCGGCGCCCGCGGGGCGGCAUGUCGCCGGCGGGCGCGGCGUCGAUGCUUCUGGGCGCGUCGAUGGCGCUGAUGCUUUGCGGGUCCGUGACGUUCGCCAUCGGCUUCCUCCUCAUGCCGUGGGUCGCCGGCGUCGCGCUGCUCUUCGGCUUCGCCGGCGUCAUCUCCACCCUCUCCUCCGGCCUCCUCCCCUCGUCCUCCUCCAAGGAGCAACGGCUGCGGACGCCGACGCAAGGGCGUGUCCGUGCCUCUGCCCCGAUGAGCUCUGUCCCGGAUAAGCUCGUGGCGUGGCGUUGAGCUGUUCUUGAAAUUUAGUUAAUUAAUUAAAUUAGGGCGGGAUUAGGAUGGGUAAUUCCUGUGUAAAAAAGCUUCCCUUUUGCUGUUGUUGUACGUUUCCAGUCGCAAGAGAUGCCGAUGAUUUACUACCGGCAGAAGCAACAUUUGUUAUAUGUGUUGA